Messenger RNA from Toxotes jaculatrix (banded archerfish), 8066 nucleotides. RefSeq names its product protein KIAA0100-like. The record is from RefSeq and is a predicted model, not a curated record. The transcript is spliced from 40 exons. NCBI's taxonomy places the organism in Eukaryota, Metazoa, Chordata, Actinopteri, Toxotidae. The coding region runs from base 183 to 6908 and encodes 2241 amino acids.
CGGACCAGAGCAGAGCCGGAGUGUUUACUCUGCCUGAGCAGAGAGCGAACUGUCAGCUGGAACUGUUUCCUGCGGCCGUAAUGCUGCGCACCGAAGAACCAGUUCUUUAAAUAUGUCGGGCAGCUGACAGAGGAGCAGCCAGACCCAUGUCCAAGAUUUGGGUGUGAACAACUUGGGACACAAUGUCUCUCUUGCUGAUAUCCUUCCUUCUAAUCCUGCUGCUUGGCGUUGUGUUGUUAUGUGUCAUUUUCAGGUGGCUCGUUUGCACCCUGGCUGUGCGAUUCUUCCAGACUGUCCUGAAUGCUGAUCUAAAGAUCAAAUCAGUAGGGCUGUUUUCUGUCCAUGGAGUCAGUAUCCAGUUUCACCCCCAGCAUACUCUGGAAAUUGACAGAAUAUGGAUUUCAAGUAAACUUCUAAACCAGGAUUUACCGAGAUACAUGGCAUUAUGUGUUGGCGAAACCAGAGUUAGGUUUGACUUGCAAGCACCACUGAAACCUUUGUUGAAGAAGAGCCAUGGAAAGAAGUCAGGGAAGAUUUCAGUCAGCCCCACAACGCUGCGCUUUCUGUCACAACUGCUGUCGUUCCACGUUAGCUCGAUCAAUGUGAUGGUAGUGAACCUAGCACUGUCGGAGUCUCUAUGGCACAUGACCAUCACAGGCAUCACCUUGUUACUUGACCACCAGAGUAAAAGGUUGGCGUGGGACUUCUCAGUCGGACAGCUAAGCAGUAAAGUGCUUAAAAGCAGUCAACUGGACAUAUGUUUGGCUGAAGUGGCCCUCAGCCUGUUGCUAUCUGGAGAUGUGAGCCUACCUGACAUGAAGCCGGGUUGCCUGUCCCUGAGUGUGAGAACACUUAUCGCAGAGCUGCAUGAAGGACUGUUCCUCAGCCAACUCAUGCUGCCCCCGUCUCCCUCAAAGAGUGUUUGUGAUACGUCUGAGUGUGAAAGCACAGAGUUCAUCCAGACUGAGGCUGUGGAAAGGUUUCAUCAGCUGAUUCCCCACAAGGUCAAUGUGGAAUUUGAUAAUACAAAUGUAACCCUGUCCAUGCACAGCCAGAAAAGACACCUGAACUGGACUCUGAAGUCUUUAAAGGUCUCCUAUGGACGUGACAAUGAGCAACUUCCUCUUAAAAGCUUCACUCCUGAGCUGAGCUUUCCCCAGAGCAGCCUGGAGCUCCUUCUAGAGGAUGGACUUCUCCUCUCUCAAAGUAGGCAAAGAAUCCUUUGUGUGAACACUCUGAAGGCAGCCCUGCACGUCACAUCAAUUGACAUCUCAGGGUCAUUCACAGUAAACACUUGCAUCAUACACUACCGUCACCAGGAGUUCUCCCACUGGCUAAAUCUAUUUCCAUGGGAACAGCUAAUUCACAGGAAAGCAGCACAUAAAAAAAGGCGCCUCCCUCACCUGGAUGCUCCGGUGAUGAUCACUUCCUCUGUCUCCAAUGUUAAUGUGUCUGUUCAGCUGGGAGACACGACGCCUUUUGCUCUCGGCUUCCUGUCUGCCAGUGCAGAGCUGCAGCAUCUUCUUGACAUUAAGGUUGACAAAGAAAGCCCUGAGUCCCAGAAUGUGCAUCAGCGUGCCUCACUGUCCCUGGACAACUUCUGGUGGAGAGUGGGUCAGGGGUCUCAUAUCCAGCAAGCACCCCACCCUCCUGGUAAACAUGUGUGGGGAGAAGCACUCAUUUUAGACUCGCUCAGUCUUCAGGGGAGUUUUAACAGACCCCUUUUGGAGUCGAGUAGCCAGUCUCCGAGUCUGAGCGUGGAGUCUAGUCUGAAAGGGCUUCAAGUGGAGCUUUCAGAGACCUGUGCGCUGUGCCUGUCUCGCCUGCUGUCCCUCAUUUGUGUUCCUGGUGAUACUGGGCCACAGCUGUCGGAUGUGGCUGUAGUGUCUCCCCCAAUUGUUGAAACUGUCCACCCCUCCUCACAUCUGCACCUGCUGUUUAAGCUGGACUGCCGCCUUGAGGACGUGAAUGUGUUCACACUCUCUAAUCUGGCAGGAGCUGUGUCUUUGCGGAUGGACACUGUAGGAGUCCUGAGCUCUGCAGAGAGCUCAGGACUCCACAGUGUCUCCACAGUGUCUCUACAGGGUGUGAGCUUGUCUGUGGUCAAGACGCUCACAGAGAACAUGGAAAUGUGUUGCCCUGCCUCCCAAACCCCUAACCCUGUGCUCAAACUCACCGCAAUAGCCUUCUCUUACCACCUCACCACCCAUACCUUACAGGUUCAAAGUGAAGAGGAGGUCACUGUCGAAUGGACUCCACCAGACCACAUGGUCUUAUAUCAGCACAUGACAGAAGCUCAGGCUUGUUGGCGUAUGCUCUGUGGAGAGAAAGGAGAGGAAUGUCCAGUCGAACCUACAGAGAGUGAAGUUGCGUCAGGUCAGAGUAGAAGACUGUGUGUGCGCGUGGAACUGGCCUGUACGCGUUUAACAGCCCAUGUUAGUGAGCAGAACUAUAUUCUCCUGCACUCAGUGUCCCUCUCAGUCUCCAAGCAUGCUGGCUCCAUGCACAUAAUCUCCCCUUCACUGAUCUUCAACUUUGACGGCAACAACAUCGUCUCCUUUAAAGGUCUGGAUGUUGAGACACACACGGAGCUGACUGAGAUGCAGCUGCACAGAGACACUUUCCCCUUCCUCAUCACUCCUCACAAUCGUGUCUGGGUUCUCACGUGUCCUUCCCUGGCUGUCGAGUUCCCCUACCAGUACAAUUUCUCAAACACCUUUGACAAGGCCAUUAGCGUGCAGAAGUGGUUGAAGACUCUCCAUCGCUCCCCGAGCCAGGCCUCUGAUGUCCAACACCUCCCUCCUGACCUGGUGUUCAAAAUCAGUCAGUUCUCGUUUGUCUUCCUGGACGAUGUUUUUGAAAUCAAGCUAAGAGACAACUAUGAGCUGAUGAAGGACGAGAGUAAGGAAAGUGCAAAGCGUCUGCAGCUUCUGGAUAAGAAGGUGGCCGAUCUGCGCAAGCAGCAUGGAGAACUUCUGCCUGCCAGAAAAAUAGAAGAGCUGUAUAGUUCACUGGAGAAAAAGCACAUAGAGAUCUACAUCCAGCGCUCACGCCGCCUCUACGCAAACACACCCAUGAGGAAGUCUCUGCUGACGUGGACUGUGUCAGACUUGGAGCUAGUAGCCCUGGCUGAUCAGUCCCUUCAUGGGCCUGAGAGGGUGAGAGAGCAGCUGAGGGACAUUGACAGGAUCAGUCCCUUCCCCAGAGAAGGACUCCCUCUGGUGGUCCAGUGGUGCCGUGCAGUCAAGUUUAAACUGGCUGCAUUUUUAGUGAGAAUUCGGGACUACCCUCGCUACCUGUUUGAGAUCCGGGACUGGGAGCUGUCGGGUCGUCUCAUUGGGACAGAGCAGGAUGGACAGGCAAAAGCUCAUCGCAAGGAGAUCGUCCCACUUGGUCCACCAUGGGGAGAUGUGACGGUCCACAGGAAUAUGCCACCACUCAAGUUCUACUAUGAUUUCAAAUCUAACAUCUCUCUCUACACGAUCGUGUGGGGCCCAUGUUGGGACCCUGCCUGGACUUUGAUCGGACAGUCAGUUGACCUGCUGACCAAACCCACAGUUGAUCCCUCACCUCCCCUCGCAUGGUGGGACAAAAGUCGUCUCCUGCUGCACGGACAUUGGGUUAUGGACAUUGAACAGGCCAAUCUUCAUCAGCUAGCCACAGAGGACCCUUAUAACACUACAGAAAAUCUACACUGGGAAUGGAAUAAGCUGAACUUCGACUGGAACCCUGGACAGUUUGUUUUUAAAGGAGACUUGGAUGUAAAUGUCAGGACAGCAUCAAAGUAUGAUGACAUCUGUUUUCUGCGUCUACCCAAUGUGUGUAUGACCCUUGACCUCCAGUGGCUAUGCCAUGGUAACCCCCAUGACCACCACGCUGUAAUGCUCUGCUGUGCGGAGAACAUUGCAGACGUGACCUCAGGACAACCUCAUGACUCCUACAGAGCCUUUCGCUCUGAGAACCUCAACCUCUCCAUCACCAUGGACCUUAACCAGCACUGUGGCACAGAACCGUGUCAGCCCAGAAUCCUGCUGUACAGCAGCACUCUGCGCUGGAUGCAAAACUUCUGGGCCACCUGGACGAGUGUAUCUCGACCAAUCUGCCGAGGCAAGCUCUUCCACAGCCUCAGGCCGAUCCGCAAGAAGCUGGGUCAGCACUACAAACAGAUGUCCUACACAGCUGCCUUCCCACAACUACAAGUGCAUUACUGGGCCUCCUUCGCUCAGCAGAGAGGGAUCCAAGUGGAGUGCAACAAAGGCCAUGUCUUCACUCGAGGGGCACAGAGGCUUAUUCCUCAGGCUGGCACUGUGAUGAGGAGGCUGAUCUCUGAAUGGAAUGUGACUCAGAUGGUUAGCGAGCUCUCACAGGUGACAGUUCACCUGAUGGCGUCCACCUGGGAUGAGACAGCUGACCACCAGAUCAAUGCUCAGGUGAAGAAGACUCACCUGCUCAGCCUGUCUUCCCUGAGCUACCAGCGACAGAGCAACCGCAUGGAGGAGGAGGUGAGCCAGAAGGAUGAGACGAAUGCCUCUUACACUCACAAACUGCGUCUGGUGGACCUGCGUGCUUCCUGGACCACUACUAAUAGGAACAUAGCCUUUGGGCUUUACGACGGUUACAAAAAGGCAUCUGUGCUGAAAAGAAAUCUCUCCACUGAAGCUUUGAAGGGUCUGAGGAUCGACACACAGCUGCAGACCAAGAAGCUCAAGCGCUCUCCUUCCAACUACUCUCCGACCACAGCUCCUACCACACCUGUUGUGCCCACCAUCAAUCGAGCAGAAAAAAGUCAAAAUGAAGGAACAUCAAUGCUCCAGAAACUGAUUGAGGAAACAGACAAGUUUGUGGUGUUUUCAGAAGAGGACUCAGGUGUCAGCGACCAGCUGUGUGGCAUCGCAGCCUGCCAGACAGACGAUGUCUUUAACCGCAACUGGUUUAUCGAGUUAGUCAACUGUCAGAUGAUGUUGCGAGGCACAGAGACAGCAGGGUGUGUGUUGGUGUCUGCAGCAAAGGCUCAGCUGCUGCAGUGUGAGCACCACCCUUCCUGGUACAAUGACACCCUGAAGCAGAAGACCACCUGGACCUGUCUGCUGGAUGGCAUGCAGUACUUUGCCACCAUGGAGCCUAAUCCAUCUGAGCAUGAGGACAGGCAGUUGUGGCUGGAGGUGAAAAACAUAGAGGAACACCGGCAGCGUAACCUGGACUCUGUGCUUGAGCUAAUGGAGAGCGGCCAGGCUGUGGGAGGAAUGGUUAGCACCACUACAGACUGGAACCAGCCAGCUCAAGUGAACGAAGCUCAGCAGGUCCAGCGCAUCAUCUCACGUUGCAGCUGCCGGAUGCACUACAUCAGUUACAGUCAUGACAUCAACCCAGAGCUGGCCACACAGAUCAAACCACCAGAGCUGAGAAAUAACCACGAGAAAGAGGACCUGCUGAAAAAACAGGCUGGGGCUGUGGACACCUUCACCCUCAUUCACCAUGACCUUGAGAUAUCGACUAACCCUGUUCAGUACGCUAUGAUCCUGGACAUUGUCAACAACCUGUUGUUGCACGUGGAGCCCAGGCGCAAGGAGCACAGUGAGAAAAAGCAGCGAGUGCGUUUCCAGCUGGAAAUUUCCAGUAACCCAGAGGAGCAGCGCAGCAGCAUCUUACAUCUCCAGGAGGCUGUCAGACAGCACCUUGCUCAGAUUAGACGCCUUGAGAAGCAGAUUUACUCAAACAUCAGGGCACAGUCCGAGGAUCUAAGCAGUGAUGAACUGUUGGAGAUCAACACGAGACUGCAGAACCAGCUAAAUCAGGAGAAGAAUGACAUGCAGAUGAAGAGCGAAGAGCUCAACAUUCUCAUCAGGUGUUUUAAGGACUUCCAGCUGCAGCGCGCAAACAAGCUGGAGCUGCGUAAGCCUCCAGAGGAUGUGAGCGUGGUGAGGAGAACAGAGAUCUACUUUGCCCAGGCCCGCUGGUGUUUGACUGAAGAGGAUGGCCAGCUUGGUAUCGCUGAGCUGGAGCUGCAGAGAUUCAUGUACAGCAAGCUGAACAAGUCUGAUGACACAGCAGAGCAUCUUUUGGAGCUAGGGUGGUUCACAAUGAACAACCUGCUGCCCAAUGCAGCAUACAAGGUCGUCCUUCGUCCUCAGAGUAACUGUCAGUCAGGACGGCAGUUUGCUUUGCGUAUCUUCAGUAAAGUGCGCCCCCCUGUGGGAGGAAUCUCUGUGAAGGAACAUUUUGAGGUGAAUGUGGUGCCUCUCACCAUCCAGCUGAUGUACCAGUUCUUCAAAAGAAUGAUGGGAUUUUUCUUCCCAGGAAGAAAUGUUGAGGAGGAGGAGGUCACCGAUGAGGAGGACAAGUUCAGAUUGGUUACUACUGGUAUCCCUGUCAAGACUCGGCAGUCAUCAGAGGACACCAUGGGUGCCAUGGGCCCCAGCAAAGGUGUCGCCCAGGGGCUGAACCGCACUGCGGGGGUCAGGAGGUCAUUCAGGAAACCUCCAGAGCACCCUGUGGAUGACAUUGAUAAAAUGAAGGAGCGAGCUGCCAUGAACAACUCCUUCAUCUACAUCAAGAUUCCCCAGGUGCCCCUGUGUGUCAGCUAUAAGGGAGAAAAGAGCAGUGUGGACUGGAAGGACCUGAACCUGGUUCUGCCUUGUUUGGAGUACCAUAACAAUACCUGGACUUGGCUCGACUUUGCCAUGGCUGUGAAAAGGGACAGUCGGAAAGCACUUGUAGCACAGAUGAUAAAAGAGAAGCUGCGUCUGAAGCCGGCCUCUGGCUCAGACCUGCGGGGGAAGGCGUCUGAAGGGAAGUCGGACAACAGCCUGCAGCAGCAGGAGGAAGAUGAGAAGGCGCGACUCCUCAUCGGCCUCAGCACCGCAGACAAGAGCUCGAGCAAGAAGAGCAUCUUCAGUCGACGCAAGUGAAACAAACAACACUCGCACAUUUCAGACCGAGCCUGAGUUUAACUGGAUGAUCCAGUUUACUCAGGCUGAAACACUCCCUCAGCACAGGCAUCAGGGAAAACAGCAGACUGUUAGGGGUCAGAAUAACAGUCUGGCAAUGUGAACCACAGUGAAAAGGGAGAUGAUAGAGCAUCUCAGAAAGUUUUGGGUUGAUAGUUUACUAUAUCAUAUGGUCCUGCUGAACUCAAAGAAAUAUUCUGGGCUCUCCGAUUUCAGUUUAUGCCCAAAAUCCCUGCAGGGAACUCAAACAGCUCCAGGAUUACCAGGGUGCCAUUUUGACCAAAUAUAUAUUAUCUUCUUUAUUUGUGUGCCAUUAAAAUGUCCCUCUGCAUUUCAUACACUCUGCAACCAUGAAAAUAAUGACCACUUUGCAUUGAAUGUAGCGAGGAAGAUUUGCAGUGUGUAGCUAGCACGUCACUGUUUCUGCUUCCUCUGCUUCUGUAGAUGCGAGACUGAGAGCAACUCUGCUGGCUCAGGAACACACUGUAUGUCAGAAGCUAAGUCUGUCAGAAUAAAUAGGACUCAAUUAAAUGCACCUUCAACGCUGUCAGCUGUAAAUAUUAGAUUCUGAAACGCCAUAGAUAAAUCAGUAUGUUUUAUUAAUUAAAGCUUAUAGAAGUUGUUCAUGGCUGUAUGACUGUCUCUGACAGGAAGGCCCUUUUUUCCCCACGGAAGAUGCUAUUUUAUUUCCUACUUGUAAAUGAGCAUCUGCAUCCCUCAGCUAGCUGUUUUACUGUACCUCACCUCAGUGCAAUAUAUCGUGAACGGAGCAGCAAAAACAUUUUAAUGUGUUGUGUAAUGUGGCACCCGGUUUGAUGGUAUUGUGGCAAAAAGAAAUGUGUUGCAGCUAAUCGCUGAGUGUAUGUUUUGUAAUUUUAACACUAAAGCACUUUUUAUGCAAAGUAUUUUGAUAUUUUUGUAAUCACGUGUUUCCUGUCAGAUUACUUGUAUGACUGCGCUUCUAAAGCUUCUCAUUUCAGUCACAUUUCUGUCGAAGAGAAGAAAACAAAAUACUCAAGACAUUUCAUUUAAAAGGAACAUAUCAUAAAAACAAAUCUGUUCACAUUUCUAUCAGCUCUGUGGCUUAUUGUUUAUAUGUCAAUAAAAAAUAUUAUAGUC